GACUGCCUCGUUUUCCAAACCCGCUCCCCAAAUUUACCAGGUCAAUUUACCAUCCACCUUGUACUUUGAUAAUUCAGUCAUAUCGUCUACACGAUGUUCUCCCUCAGAGCAAUUUCCCGUUCGCUUCCCCGAACGCUUCCUAGAUCCAUCGCCAGACCUCUCCGAAACACAGUUCCAAAGCAUGCAUUCACCCAGCCAGCAUGGGGCCUAGCCUCGCGCCCAGCUUAUGCCGCAUUCUCUACAACGAGGGCUAGAUGGGAAUCAGCUGGUCAAGUCGACGUUGAACUCGCCGCUAAAUUCCAGGACGAGCUUGCUUUAGAGACGGAAACUGGUGAAGCAGACAAACUCCCGGAAUCGCUGAAAUACUUUUUAGAAAAUGGCCCAUUUGAGAUCCAAGACACCCCAGGCGAGGAAGAGGUUAUUAUGACCCGUAAAUUUGGAGAUGAAAAGAUCCGAGUUUCCUUCUCAAUUGCCGACCUACAGAACCUUGGCGCUGAGAAUGAUUAUGACACCGCGCUUUCCGAUGAACUCGAAGAUGUCGACUCUCAUGCUAUCAACGAGAAAGGCGCCAAACCCGGAAACAUCAAGGUGGCUCCAGAGGACAAAGUUGCGCCCUCUGACCGCGAGGAAGAUCUAGGACUAGACGAGGAGGCGCCCGAACCUGGAUACCCCGUGCAUGCCAAUGUUACCAUCGAGAAGCCUGGUAAGGGUUGCAUGUACGCCGAAUGUCUAGUUGAAGAUGGCGUGACCCAGAUCCUGGAGCUCCAAUACUUCGAGAAGGCCGAUAUUGCCAACGCCCAGUCUGCCGAUAAGCAGUGGGCUAGAGGCAAUAUCUACGCUGGCCCACCAUUUGGAAACUUGGAUGAGGACUUGCAGAUCCUUGUGGAGAGAUACUUGGAAGAGCGAGGCAUCGAUGCUGCUCUUGCCUCUUUCAUCCCUGACUACAUUGAUUUCAAGGAACAGAGGGAAUAUGUCCGCUGGCUCGGAAACUUGAAGAAGUUUGUCGAAGUGUAAAUUAAUUUGCCCCAUUCAACUGCCAUUUGGCCUGAAUAAAGAUGCCCAUGCCGGUGUCAUCCCUCAACUCUAACUUCUAUGCGAUGUCUUUCUAACAUCAUCAUGUUCACUUAACUUUCACUGGGAACAAUACCUGGUUCAGACACAAAAUUUGUACCUUAUGUAUGGCUUUGGUUGUGUUUGGACAAGAUGGAGUUUAUUAUGGCGGUUAUGGCCAGCAGAUAGUCCAUUUUUGCCUCUUUCCUCCGUGUAAUAUAGAAACGGCGCAUCGAUGAAAUUCCUACUGGUGCAUA
Messenger RNA from Coccidioides posadasii C735 delta SOWgp, 1307 nucleotides. RefSeq lists its product as uncharacterized. NCBI's taxonomy places the organism in Eukaryota, Fungi, Ascomycota, Eurotiomycetes, Onygenales, Onygenaceae. The record is from RefSeq and is a predicted model, not a curated record. Gene Ontology annotation, cellular component: mitochondrial matrix. Gene Ontology annotation, biological process: cytosolic ribosome assembly.